AUGUCUGCUCCGCGACCAUUGAGUCGUGUUCCCUCCCAAAUGGCCCUGCUAUUCCUCGCAGGCACGCUGUUACCAAUGGGAUCAACAGCGGGAAGAACCAGCGCCACUGGCGGGGAGGGAUAUAGACUGGGCGAGGAGAUUCCAGUAUCAUGUCUGAAUCGGACGAUGGAAGGAGAACAUAUAACAGAUGACCUGGGCAAACUUCAAUGGAUUCCCUUCGUAACCUGCAACGAGACCUCACGCCCACUAUCCCUCCACUACGGGACCUCCGAAACAAUAACAUGCACAAUCCCCUCCCUCUCCGACUCGCUCUACCACCUCCUCGAAUUCUACGUGCACUCCGACGCCCCCAUGACCUGUCGCGUACCAACAGCACCCCUAACGUCCAGUAACACCGCGCCGAAGGACCGUACCGAUCCCGACCCCGCGUCCGGCGAGGUCGACUCGCUUGCGGUGUUGAGCGAGAAUGGCCCGCCCUUCACCCCGAUCACUAUCGCGCUGCAGGGUACCUUGCAGCUCAGCCACCUGCAUAUCUGGACGGAUAUGAACAUGCUUAUGCACAAUAUUGCUUCUGAUGCGGCGGCGCAGCCGGCCAAGGCUAGGAAACAUGGCCAGUCUGGGCAGCCUGGAUACGCGGUGGCUGGGACAGCGUACUCGACGCCGGAGUUUGAGGCUGCGGCGAAGAAGGUCUCGCUCGACGAGGACGAGGAGGCUGUGACUGUUGCCCAGGCUGCGCGGGAACCGUGGACAGCGGGUCAUGGGACGAAGGUUGUGCGCGGCGAGCCAUUGACUUUCUCGUUCCACGUUGCCUGGAUUGAAGGCGGCGCGGGCAUUGGAUGGCCGGAGCGUCCUGCUUCGGAGUCGUUCCUGGAGAUGAGCGGGGCGAGGGCGGCGCAGGGUUCUGGAGCUGGCUCGUUCUUCUCGCGGUUGUUCUUGUUCUUCCUGGCUGCUUCGGUUGGUGCUUUGGUGGCGCUGUACUGGGAGCGUAAUGGGCGUGGUCGUUCGGGCUGGCGGGGGGAUGGGAUUUUGGGAGCUCCGCCUGCGAAGGGAAAGGGUCCUGGUGUGACUUUUGGUAAUGGUGGACGUAUCAAUGGGUAUGGAGGAUACUCUGCUGCUACUACCAAUGGCGUGGGAACUGGUGGUGGUGGAGGUACUGGGUAUGGAGGCUUUACCACUGGGAAGAGGGAUUGA
Molecule: messenger RNA, 1191 nt
Organism: Penicillium subrubescens
Lineage: Eukaryota; Fungi; Ascomycota; Eurotiomycetes; Eurotiales; Aspergillaceae
Exons: 3
Coding region: 1-1191 (396 amino acids)
Source: RefSeq, a predicted model, not a curated record